Molecule: messenger RNA, 534 nt
Organism: Schistosoma spindalis
Lineage: Eukaryota; Metazoa; Platyhelminthes; Trematoda; Strigeidida; Schistosomatidae
Source: the annotation of a GenBank genome assembly
AUGAAACAUUCAUUAUGUAAUAAUUUUUAUUCAUCAUUUAUAACAAAUACAUCAGAUUUAACUACAAUGAUGAUGAUGUUGAAAAGAAAAAAGAGAACAAAUCCAGAAGCAGCAGCAGCAACAACAACAACGACGACAACUCAAAAAGACAACAAAUCAAUGACAAUAGAACAUAUACCAACAUUGAAUCAUCAUCAUGAUCAACAAACUACUACUAAUAUUUUAUCUCUUAGUAAUAUAACUGAAAAUCAAUUGAAUAUUUAUAAAAAAGAAUAUUAUCGUGAACAUCAACGUUAUAAACGUGCCUCAUUACAAUAUCGUUAUGCACAUGCAGCACGUGAACGUCAACGUGUAGCAGAAUUUAAUAAAGUAUUUAAAAAAUUACAUAGUUUAUUACCAACUAAUAAUCAUUUAUCUAAUAGACGUUUAUCAAAAUUACAAAUACUUAAAUUAUGUUCUUCUUAUAUUUAUUAUUUAACUUGUUUACUUCAGAAUAAUAACUGUAAUGAUUCUACAUUAAAUGUUCAAUAUUGA